Symbiodinium sp. CCMP2592 is the source of this 3993-nucleotide messenger RNA. The record is from the annotation of a GenBank genome assembly. NCBI's taxonomy places the organism in Eukaryota, Dinophyceae, Suessiales, Symbiodiniaceae.
AUGCUUGUCGGUGUGCCUGCCGAUCUACGUCCAGUUCACGCACAAUUGCCGGAAUGGGGUUCACACCUGCAGCUCUCCGCGCAGCUGAAAAGCUGUGGCUGUUUGUGGCUGAAGCAGUACCGUCUCCCAAACUUGGCCUGGUUGCCCGCUGACGUCGCGAACACUUCAGAGCAGUACAACAUGGAGCCAGGUUUCGCACGAACGCUGGCGCCCAUCAUCAAUAGCUGCGGCUCAGGAGCCUGUUUCCCCUGCAUCCACGCCGCCUCCCCGCCCUGCAAUCGCCUCUUCCAACCGUCGCAAGACUUCCAAGGCCUUCUCGGCGGCACUUUCCGUGAUGAUGGUGACACCGAGACCGGUGGAUUCGGAUCUUUGGGCGUGCAGCGCAUCCUCAACAGGUAUGGGAAUGAUGCGAAUGCCAACAGGUUCUUGGUCUGGGAGGCCUUUGUCAUCGGUGGUUCAAUUGCUUGUGUUUUGGUCGGGGCUCUCGACAGCGUGAUCCUGAAGCAGCUGUUCCUGAGUCGAGCUCGGAAGCACAAGCGCUACUCGCCCUUCCGCUCCACCACUGCCGUGGACGUCAACACCAACGGCAAGCCCGUGAAGGAGAACGAGCGGCUGGUUCGAGGCAAGACCAAGAGGGACGCGGUAACCGUCGAGUUUACGCAGGCCGAUCUCGGCGAAGGUGCAGCCCGGGCCGUCCUUGUGCACGACGACGUCUGCCUGGGGACGGAAUUCGGUCAGCAGAUCUGCACGAACCUCGACAUCAUGGCGGCAGUGAAUAUGGACGACGAGCUCUUUGAUGCCAUGCCCUACGAUGGAAUGCUUGGCCUGAGCCUGGCAGGCCUUUCAACGGGCACCGGCUGCGUCUUCUUUCAACGGCUCAUGGAGACGAACCCUUCGAUGUUGCCGCAGUUCGGGUUGUCCUUUGGGGCGCAGUCCGGUGAGAUCUACUUCGGCGGCCAUAAUUCGGGGCGCCUGGCAGAGGACCUGAAAUGGUUCCCGGUGCUGCACCCCGAGGACGGCUUCUGGGAGGUCGCGAUCCAAAGCGUCCGCCUGGGAAACGCGUACUUGUUGGGCUUAGGAAUACAAGGGCAGGAGGCUAGCUUCCGGCUCGAAGAACCUCUGCAUUGGAAGGGAGGUACUCUCCACGCCAUAUGGAAGCAGAAGGGUUGCCAAACUAGCUGUGAUAGCUACAGGGCUAUUUUAGUUAGCUCAGCGGUUGGAAAAACCUUCCACGGGGCGCUACGCUCCAAGUGCUCCUCCUUCCUUGACUCCGCCACGACCCCGCUUCAAAUUGGCGGCAGGCAGGGCCAGCCAGUCGUUGUUGCAGCCCAGGCUGUGAGAGCCUUCCAGACAGCAGCACGUGCUGCAAAAAAGUGUUUUGCUGUGCUUUUCUUAGACCUUCGCGAAGCAUUCCACCGUGUUGUGAGACCUCUCAUACACGGAGGCGAUCUCAGCGACAUGCACAUUGCCAGUGUUGUCAAGGAGCUUGGACUCCACCCUUCGUCUGUUGAUCGCCUCCAUGCCUUCGUCACUGCGCGAUCUCUGCUACAACAGGCCGGUUCCUCGGACUGGACAGCCAGCAUCCUCAGGGAGACCAGUGCUGACAGCUGGUUCUCCUUCGGUAGCUCACCCAAAAUAGCUGCAGUACACAGUGGCACACGCCCUGGCGAUAAUUUGGCGGAUCUUCUCUUCACCUUUUUAUUUGCUGAGGUUUCCAAGGUCAUCAGGGAUAAACUCAGACAGGCUGGUUUGAGAGUUGAUCUUCCUUGGAACCCUGAUUGGUUUCUACGAGGAUUUGAUGAUACCAGCCACAGCACUGAGACGAUCUCGCCUCUUGACGUCACUUGGAUGGACGACCUCGCCGUGUUGCUUUGGGCCGACGGCCCUGACCGUCUGAUCCACGCCCUUCGCACUGCAGCCACAGUCACCAUUGACUCCUGCAUUCAGGCUCUCCUCCUUCCGAAUCUUCGAGCUGGGAAGACAGAGGCUAUAGCCCAUCUUGUUGGUGCUGGCUCCAAACGAGUCCGUCUUGCAGUUUUCAAUUGCAAAGAACCCACGCUCGACCUGUCAGAGUCGAUCUGGCCUGGGGCCAGACUGCGUCUUGUUUCCUCUUAUCGACAUCUCGGGGGCAUCCUGCAUGUCACAGGCAGCCUUGCCUAUGAGAUCAGGGCACGCACUGGUGCUGCCUGGCAUGCUUUCAGAAAGCACAAAAGACAAGUCUUUGGAUCGCCAACUGUUGGGGCUCGAGACAAAGCGGUGUUGUUUGGGUCCCUAGUUGAAUCGACCCUCUUCUUCGGAAUCGGGGCAUGGCCACGGGUUACUUCCUGUGAUACCCAAAAGAUUCAGUCCACUUUAGUUGCAAUGGCACGGAACAUGCUCCGUCCGCGGUACUCUCUUGACCAGGCUUGCCACCUUAGUGCCCUCUUUGUCCUCUCGACUGCCAGGGUCCUGAGUGCUGACUCAGCAUUCCAUGUCGAGCGAUUGCGCUACUUCGGGUUAGUAGCUGUAAGGGCUAGUCCUGACCUCUGGGCCAUUCUCAGGUUUGAGAAACACUGGAUCCUCCAUGUCCAGGAGUCACUAGAGUGGUUACGGGACAAGCUUGACCUCCGAGCUGCCCCUGCUCUCGAGAUCGCUGAUUGGGACGCUGCCGUCGCCUUCAUCCGCUUGAGGCCACCAAGCUGGAAACGUCUCGUUACCAAUGGCCGGCGGACUGCGCUGCUUCUUGAAGCCUGGGAAGCUGAGGUCCAACAGUACCAUGGCAUGACCUACAGGGCCCUUGUUGAACAUGGCGCUGUUGUCCCGUCUGACUUACGCAGCGACACCAACAGCACAGAGGUAUGUGGGCUUUGUAGCUGUGUUUUUCCUGGGUUGCGGGAGUGGUCACACCAUGCUUUCAAGCGACAUGGUCGCUGCAAGCCCACUCGUUCUCUAGUCACUGGGUCUCAAUGUCCCGUCUGUCUCAAGAAUUACGCUUGCAAUGCCAGACUUUGCCAGCACCUUGACUACACGACAUCUUGUCGAUGGGCUCUGCGCAACUCUGGGGUCUAUCAUGACCCAGAACCCGGUACUGGCAGCCGCAAGUUUGACAAUGGGCGGAGCCAGCUUCAACCAUCUGCGCAGGCCUAUGGCCCUGGCCGUGUCUGGAACUUCUCUGUCGGUAAGGAAGAGUGGGAAGAGCCCUCCAAGGAGGUUCUAGAUCGGCUUGAGGACCUCUUUAUCGAAGGUGAACUUGCCACUGCUGACCUUCCUGACCUUGUUAGGAAGUACAAGGCUUGCUACUGUGUUUGUUGCCUUCAGCAGUCCCGGCUUCGUGCCACUGCCGAGAAGUGGCAAUGCGAGUUGAGUGAUCUCCUUGCUGCCGAUGAGGAUGUGAGUGUCCAAUGGUCGUCUUGGCACUCCUCUGUCGCCCGCUUUGUCACUGCCGUUGAUUUUGCGCAGUGGCUUUGCGACGACAUUUCUGUGCCUCAAGCUUCAACCGCCACCUUCCAGCAGGCUGCGUUGAAGCUUCCGUGGCUCGACUUCCAAGACUUUUGUCUCCCGUCUGCUUGCACUUUUGAUGCGUGUGGGAUCGGCAUCUUCCCUGAUACCCCUGUCCGGGCAGCUGGGCUUUUUGCCCGAGUCCUGCGGCACACCGCAUGCUUUCAAGACGGAGACCUUCUGCGAUUUGGUCGAAGGAUUGAGGAAUUUCGUCGGGGAAUCACUGUGCUUUCCUGCCAGGGCCUCCUGAAUUCCCUAUCCACGCCGCGGCCACUUCGCCACUAUGGCGACAUUGCUGGGCCUUUGCAACAGUUGAGAUUGUUCUCAGACCUUGUCCGAGGGACCAUUUUCCUCUGGGGUCAGGGACUGCCUGCUGCUCUGCUCUUGCCUCGGAUUGUCUGUCCUGCUGUUGAUGCUGUUGUGCGAUCCUCGCCCUUCCGCUACCACAGUGGUGAACUCACUCUCACUUCCAAUGUCGCCAUCCCUGACGACCUUUUUGCCUGUCUCACCUCUUAA